AUGCUGCAGAUGAGCACAAAAAUAAGUUUCUCGCUCUUUUUGGAGGUUUUUGGGACACUUUUGGGGCUUCUCUUUUUGCAGGGAGGCGCCUGGUGGGUCUUUGCCUGCAUGUCUUUUCUCUCUACAGCCCUCAUCCUCAGCAUAUGGAGAAUGGAUCCGGGGAGGCUCGCCCAGAGGAAUUCCGAGUACUACGAGCACACCCUGUUCAAGGAGUAUAUGUGCAGAAACGUCCUCGAUGAGGGAGAAAUUGUGGGAAGAUCCUUUGAGAGAAAGGGAGCUCGUAUGCACUCGGAGAUAUUCUGCCGGACUUGCGGCGUGUUUCGGGCCCUUGGGACUUCGCACUGCAGGGAGUGCAACAGGUGCGUUUCAGAAAUGGACCAUCACUGCAUCUGGCUGAAUAACUGCAUAGGGGAGAGAAACUACCCGUAUUUCAUGAAUCUUCUCUCCCUGGAAGUUGCCAGGUCAGGGAUUGCAAUUAUUUUUAGGUUUAAUCAGGAUUUUCCAAAAAUGGAAUUUACCGUUAUGUCCGUUUAUUUCUACUAUACGCUCUUUGCGACGUGCCUUCUGGGGGCAUUCAUGGCCGCGCUCUUUGCAUACUUCCUCUUGCUAAACAUGCGGGGAAGCACCUCCCGCGCGUUCUGCAAGAGGAAAAGAACGAUCGCCCAGGAGAAGAAGGCGAUAUAG
Molecule: messenger RNA, 684 nt
Organism: Nematocida major
Lineage: Eukaryota; Fungi; Microsporidia
Exons: 1
Coding region: 1-684 (227 amino acids)
Biological process (GO): protein targeting to membrane; peptidyl-L-cysteine S-palmitoylation
Cellular component (GO): Golgi apparatus; endoplasmic reticulum
Molecular function (GO): protein-cysteine S-palmitoyltransferase activity
Source: RefSeq, a predicted model, not a curated record